Messenger RNA from Colletotrichum godetiae, 828 nucleotides. RefSeq lists its product as uncharacterized. Bases 1 to 828 code for a protein of 275 amino acids. The transcript is spliced from 4 exons. The record is from RefSeq and is a predicted model, not a curated record. Lineage: Eukaryota; Fungi; Ascomycota; Sordariomycetes; Glomerellales; Glomerellaceae.
AUGGCUCAAGAAGCACAACAUUACCUGCCUCGCGUACCUGCCUCACCUAACCAUGCCUUUCUUUUUCUAUCCACCUACCUACCUUACACAAACGCAUCUGACUUCGUCCUCUUCAACCUCUAUGAGAAUAUUCCAACAAAAUCAAUGAACGGGGAGAAAGCACAUCCAGCUAAACUACCCAACGUGGCAUCCAACAGUCGCAGCAGCAUCGAAGCCAACACCAAGAACGACCAGGAGAGAUUCGAUGGCACUCUACCUCCCCACCGCAAGAACAGAAAGCUUCUCAUGAGACCAGGAACCAAGUCGAAGCUCAACAAGCCUGACUCUGCCAACUUCCACUGGCCGCCCCCGAAGGAUCCCCGACGGAGUCUCCCGUCGAGUCAUCAUGGAGAAGUGUUCCUUUCGUUCGCGGGGCGGAUCGACUGCCGCGGAGCUGUGAAAGACCUCGAAGGAUCCAUCUACCCAGCACGAGGAGGCCCACGCGAGCUGAGUGUCAAGCCAGAAAGAGGCAGGUACCUGGCUUUCCAGGCUGCUGUCGGACACAGCACUGCCAAUAUACAUGCGUUCGCCGGCGCCUUGGCAACACCCCGACCACAACUCAAGCUUCCUGUUCCAUCACCAUCCACCACAACCGUUGCUACAGUAGCACCAGUGCCUCCCGUCCUGCCCGCGUCGGCCACAGCCUCUGCUGACCAAUUCCGCCUCGGCAUGAUGGAAAGACUCUUGGCUUUUCUCCAGAACGAGAUGAAGGCUAUAACUGAUGGCGAUCGCAUGCGCAUGUCGGAAGAUUUCUUCCUCAAUGAGAUCCACAUCAGAUGGGAGAGAUAG